Molecule: messenger RNA, 763 nt
Organism: Caenorhabditis elegans
Lineage: Eukaryota; Metazoa; Nematoda; Chromadorea; Rhabditida; Rhabditidae
Product: Protein BRICK1
Exons: 4
Coding region: 65-289 (74 amino acids)
Biological process (GO): actin filament organization
Cellular component (GO): SCAR complex; cytoskeleton
Molecular function (GO): protein-containing complex binding
Source: RefSeq, marked reviewed
GAUUUACGCAGCACGCGGCACACCGGCGACCAUCCUUCACCGUUUUUCAGCUUUUCAGCGUUGAAUGCACGCUUCGGAAGCCGUUCAACAACAACUAAAGGACGACUGGGAUAAUCGCGAGUUUGAGCAGAUUAUUGCCGAUAACAUCAAGAACAUCGCUAACUUCUUGUCCAGCUUUGAGCUCUCUUGCCGCACAAAACUAGCGACUCUCAGCGACAAGCUUAACCUUUUGGAACGAAAGGUCGAAUUUCUUGAAGCCCGUGUCACCAAAGGAGAUACUCUUUCGUAAUAAUGUCUGCAACUGCCGGAAGAGUCGUCCGUGCCGGACAACACGCCGUUCGCACCGUCGCUCCAAUCAAAUCCAACAAUUCCGCCGAGGCACGCAUGUCGGUUCUCGCCGCUUAUAAGGAGUUCCAACGUCUCACUCCAAAGUUCUGGUGGGAUUUCGGACUUCAUGAUAUGCCGCUCGGCGUGUUCCGUGCUGUCAUCAAGAAGCAAUUCACAAAGAACGGACAUCUCACCGAUGUUCGUGUCGUUGACAGACUUGUCGGAGAAACUCAUCAGCACAUGAAAUCGAUCCGUUACGCAUUCUACAACCCGGAUCACGUGCGCAACUACCUGUUCGCUGAAAAUGUCGAAGCCAAGCCAAAGGACUUCCUCUCCAAAUUCCUCAACGGAAAGGAAUAGAUUUUUUAUUUUUCAGUGUUUUAUGUGUAAUUGUAAAGUAAAUUCUCGUAUUUUAAAUCGAAUCGGCUGAUACUAG